AUGCUCUCCCUCCACCAAACCCUCUUCCUCCUCCUCCUCCCCCUCCUACCCUCCAUCCCCUUCGCACUCGCCCACCCUCAUCCCCACCCCGCCGCCAGUCCCUCCACCCCCACCUCUCCCCCCACCGUCGCCCUCGCCGCCUCCAACGUCCCCGCCGCCUACGGCAUCUACCUCGACACCAACGUCGUCUCCCCGCCGAAGAACUGGGCGCUCUCCUGCGCCGCGCAGGCCGAUGGCCUCUGCGCCCUCUUCGACGACCCCCAUACCGAUCCGGGCAAUACAGCCAACAAUAACCAGAUCGGCAUCCCGCGGGAGCAGUGGAUUUUCAAUGGCGCGGGCCAGACUUGUCAGGCUGGGUUGUUCUUUCCGAAUGUGACGGCUCCGGCGUUUGUGAUGCCGAAGAAUAGGAUGGUUCCCCAGGGCGAAUGCGACGCUUACAUCCUCCGCCCGCUCGCACAAGCGUUGGCGGCUAGUCCUGAUACCCGUGCCAGCGUCAAUAUUCCUAAGGACGGCUUUCCGGAGAAGAAAGGGAGUGCGUUGGGUAAGGCGGUCGAUGCUGGGUUUCCUAGAUUUAUUAUUCAGGCGACGGGUGAUCUGGGUCCGUAUCCACCCGGGCCGGAGAGUGAUAUCGAGUCGUCGGGCUCGACGGGCGGGGGCAGUAGUGGAUAG
Molecule: messenger RNA, 669 nt
Organism: Bacidia gigantensis
Lineage: Eukaryota; Fungi; Ascomycota; Lecanoromycetes; Lecanorales; Ramalinaceae
Exons: 2
Coding region: 1-669 (222 amino acids)
Source: RefSeq, a predicted model, not a curated record